AUGGAAUCAGAAACAAAUUCUCGUUCGCGCGGGCUCUUUGGAAAGAUAGCCCGUAAAUUAAGUCAACGAGGUACAACGAAAGGUGGUUCUGAAGCUCGGACCGCAGAAGGUGCAACAAAAUCGACUACCGGUAUCGGGCCUCCAAAGGUUUUAUUCCCUGGGGAGACUUUGCAUCGAAAUAGCAAGAUCAGACGGUCUCUCAAAAAUGCCAAACGAAUCCUGGAAAUGGGCCUAGGGUCGCCUGAGUCCCGUACAAGCCCGGCCGAGAGAAAAAACCAUGAAAUUGACCAUCUCAGCAUUAUCUCUUUAUUUGGUAGAGAUCAUCUAAACCAUACCACGCUCUGGCCCUCUAAUAGACACGCUAUUAAGCCCACUUCCGAAGGAAAAGAAAACUGUAAUUCUCCAGAGACAUUAAAUGUAAAGGUGGACGAGCUAGGCAGGCCACGCCCGAAGCCCAUAGUUUACCCACUCUCAGAAAAACAACCCAAAAUAGUGGAAUAUUUGACCGAGCAAGAAAUUGCUGAUGGCGAUUUUUAUAUUACAAUUGGGGAACCGAAACGCACAGCACUUCUUAGUGAGAUAAAGGCUCUUUAUCUCAACGAAAUGCGUAAUGCUAUCAAGCAAAACCAAAAUUGGAUUAUGAAUUUUGAUUGUCAUCCACAAGGACCUUUAGAAUUCAGAGAACGCAAUGACAAAUAUAUCACUUUUCUUCAAAAUUUACGGAAUUUACUGACAUACGAAACAGGCCUCUUAGAGGAGAUAUAUGACAGGUAUGAUAUGCUUCUCGAAGAGAACGAACUAUUGCACAAGCUUCUUGUCAACAAAGAGACAAUGGUUUCUCCAAAUAUAGUACGAAGCGAAGUUUGA
Molecule: messenger RNA, 867 nt
Organism: Lachancea meyersii CBS 8951
Lineage: Eukaryota; Fungi; Ascomycota; Saccharomycetes; Saccharomycetales; Saccharomycetaceae
Source: the annotation of a GenBank genome assembly